This is a messenger RNA of Ahaetulla prasina, 1394 nucleotides long. RefSeq names its product calumenin (gene CALU). Gene Ontology annotation, molecular function: calcium ion binding. NCBI's taxonomy places the organism in Eukaryota, Metazoa, Chordata, Lepidosauria, Squamata, Colubridae. The transcript has 7 exons. The record is from RefSeq and is a predicted model, not a curated record. Gene Ontology annotation, cellular component: endoplasmic reticulum. Bases 27 to 1073 code for a protein of 348 amino acids.
GUGGCCUCUGGGCGCCGGUGCCGCGCAUGCGCGGCUCCUCCCCCUUCUCCUCCGUCGUCGUUCCCCGGCGAACUUUCGUCGCCGCUUCUCUCCGACGUUGCCGCGGUCGGGCAUCAGCCAUGGUGUUGGGCAUCCAGCAACUGGUCGGCUACCUGGCCCUGUGGGCCUUCUGCGCUCAGAGCAAACCCACCGAGAAGAAGGACCGCGUCCACCACGAUGCUCAGCUGAGCGACAAGGUCCACGAUGACGGCCAGAACUUCGAUUACGACCACGACGCCUUCCUGGGGGUUGAUGAAGCCAAGACCUUCGACCAGCUGACUCCCGAGGAGAGCAAAGAGAGGCUGGGAAAAAUUGUAAGUAGAAUAGAUGGCGACAAGGACGGGUUUGUAACGGUGGAGGAGCUCAAGGCCUGGAUUAAGUUUGCCCAAAAGCGCUGGAUUUUCGAGGACGUGGAGCGCCAGCGGAAGGGCCACGACCUCAACGGGGACGGCCUGAUCUCCUGGGAGGAGUACCGGAACGCCACCUACGGCUACGUCUUAGAUGACCCGGACCCCGACGACGGCUUCAAUUACAAACAGAUGAUGGUGAGGGAUGAACGGCGCUUCAAAAUGGCCGACCAGGACGGAGACCUGGUGGCCACCAAGGAGGAGUUCACCGCUUUCUUGCACCCCGAAGAAUACGACUACAUGAAGGACAUUGUCGUGCAGGAAACCAUGGAGGAUAUCGAUAAGAAUGGAGACGGUUUCAUUAAUUUGGAAGAAUACAUAGGUGACAUGUACAGCCACGACGGCAACACGGAGGAACCCGAGUGGGUCAAAACGGAACGGGAACAAUUCGUGGAGUUCCGGGACAAGAACCACGACGGGAAGAUGGACAAGGAAGAGACCAAAGACUGGAUCCUGCCCUCCGAUUACGACCACGCCGAGGCCGAAGCGCGGCACCUGGUUUACGAGUCGGAUAAGGACAAGGACGGCAAGCUCACCAGAGAAGAAAUUGUGGACAAGUACGAUCUGUUUGUGGGCAGCCAGGCCACGGACUUCGGGGAAGCCUUAGUACGACACGACGAAUUCUGAACCAGGAAUCUCCCUUUUUUUUUUAAAGGAAGAAGGUGGUUUAUUUUUUUGGGGGGGGGAGUGUUGUUUUUACCGUUUCAGGAUUAACACAAGAAAAGGCUCACUAUCAAGACUCAGUUUCAGAAUUUUUUUUGGGGGGGGGAGGAGAAGAAACCCUCCCCCCCAGUUGGUCCCAUCCUCCUCACUUCCCCUCCCCUCCUCUGACUUCUCUCCAAGGUGGGAGGGACAUCAUGGUUCUCGUUGAAACCCCAAAGUUUUCCGUUUUUGUUUUUUAAAUAGAUUUGCAUGUCCUUUUUAUGUCUUUUAACAGGUUCAGUUUUA